UUUCGUCGUGUUUGGUUCGCCUCUGGAGCCAAAGCCCAAACCCAGAUCCUAGAGCCAGGACCAAAACUAAAACCAAAACAAACCAAAACAAGAGUUGCCGAAAAGCAUAAAUUGCAGAAGGAGUACGAGUGCGAAUGCCACAGGCGCGGAACAGUGAUUUGAAAGUGUGCCAAGGGCCGUGAAUAACCAUAACUGUGCAUCCCAGUGAACUGUGAGCUGUGAGCGAAAAAACCCGCCAAAAAGUCCUGACAAGUGCCAACACGCUGCAGCCAGUACGAACUCGAUCCGAACAAGUGUUACAAGUGUGUUUAGUGCUAACGAGACCAGCGAGCCGGGGUGCAUCCUAAGCUGCAGCUUUGAUAUCGUCGCAUUUUGGCAGCGCCUGGUCCAGUUCAACUGUCUGGUCUUCGGGCGCCAAGGAGCUCCUCUACCCACGCAGGCACUCAGAAAAACUGCCAAGAUUCCGAAGAAUCCGAGGAAAACCCCAAAAACAUCGACACGUACCGCAUCGGCAACCGGUGGCGGUGGCGGAGGUGCUGGCGGAGGCGCCACCACCAGCACGAAGAUGGCAUCUAAAAGAAAAGCCUCGGUGUUGCUGCACAAGGAAACUAUUCCGGCAACACCGGUCGUAAGCACCGACACCUCCACCGGCCUGGUCGGUGUGGGCGCGGUCGGCGGCGCAGGAGGAGGAGGCGGGUCUGGGACUGGAAGCGGCGGUGGCGGCAUUGCCGGCGCUGGGGGUCUCCUGGGCGAAGUGGUCAGCGGCCUGGGCGGCGGCGGAGCCAGCGAGUCGGAGGCCUACGCUGGACUGAUGAAGGACGCCGACAAGCUGAAGCUGAUGCUGCUGGCCUGGAACUACCAGAACUCGACGGCGGUGCGCAACGGAACCGAGGGUCCGGACCUGAGCGUGGUGGGUGGCCUGUGGGCGCAGUACCAGAACGCCCUAGCCCAGAACGCCGCGGCAGCAGCGGCGGCCAGCGUCAAAAUGGACAGCUCGCUGUCGCCGGUGCCGCGGCAGGACGCCCACUCGCCGAUGGAGACGCAGGACGAGACGAACUCGUCGGGCCAGAAGGAGGAGGACGAGGUGUCUGAGGACGACUCCGACGACAAGCUGGACGAGAAGCUGGCCACCACCCACGAUCCCGAGCGGCUCAAGGCCUUCAAUAUGUUCGUGCGGCUGUUCGUCGACGAGAACCUGGACCGCAUCAUUCCCAUCUCGAAGCAGCCGAAGGAGAAGAUCCAGGCCAUCAUCGACUCGUGUGCCCGACAGUUCCCCGAGUUCAGUGACCGAUCCCGCAAACGCAUCCGGACCUAUCUCAAGUCGUGCAGGCGCAACAAGAAGACCCGCGAUGGAUGGGAGAAUACGACCCGACCCACGCCCGCCCACCUGACGUCCGUGCAGGCGGAACAAAUCCUGGCAAUCGCCUGCGAGAACGAGUCCAUGAACGCCAAGCGGAUGCGCAUUGGCCUGGAGCCUAUCACCCAUGCAGUUCCGGCGCCGGGCAGUGCUGUGGCAGCAGCAGCAGCGGCAGCGGCAGCCGCCGCUGUCGUGGCAGCUACUAGCUCCGGGGCCGGCGGCACCAGUACCACCUCUGCGGGCAACGCCACGGUUACCUGUGGCGGCGGAGUGGGCGGAGCCGCGGAUGCCGCCGGUCUAACAAGCGUAGCAGCCGCAGCAUUGCCCUUCGUCAGUGCCGUCGGCUUUGCCCGAUCCACACCCAACUCGGAGCACGCGGACGGGCUGCCUUUCGGGGCGGUGGGCACUGUGGGCGGCAUUGGCAGUGGGGGUGGCGGCAGCACCAGCGGGGGUGUUGCCGGUGGGGGCGGUGGUGGCAUGAGUUCCGCACGCAGCUCUCCGCUGGCUCUUAGCUCGAACGCCAGCGUAAGUGGCGGCGCCAGUGUCACCGGCCUAACUUUGGCCAAUGGGGCCGGGGCCUCGAACGGAGCCGGACUGCCGGCCAGCAGUCCCUACACUACGGACUUUAGCUCACCUUCGACAGCCUCGCCAUUCGUAGCGGCAGCAGCGGCAGCGGCGGCGGCAGUUUCUGCAGGUCGGGCUCCCAGCUAUCCCGGCUAUUUUCCGGGGGUGGCUGGCCUAGGAAAUGUUACGCCCACCGAUCUCUCGAUGAAGCCGACCAGCCUGGCUAGCGGUCUCGGCGGAAACCUGGUCAGCAACAACAGCAGCAACUCCGCGGCAGGCAACAUGAACUCGCAGCUGAGCGCCGCCAACUUGGCCAGCCUAAGCAACGUGAACAAUAACAACGCCCUGGUGACCGCCACCCAGCAGCUGCAGCAGCUCCAGCAGCAACAGCAGCAGCAGCAACAGCAGCAACAGCAGCAGCAACAGCAGCAGCAGUUGCUCGUGGGCGCCGGAGGCGGUGGCCUGGAUUCACAGGCCAACCGGGCGCCGCCCAUCCUGCCGCACAAGCUGAGCGCCAACGAGGUGACCGCGGCCCGGCAGGUGAUAUCUGCGUACCGCGAGAGCGCCGCCUUCCUGCUGCGGACCGCCGACCAGGUGGAGCAGCUGCUCGUCCAGCAGCAGUAGGCGACGGCGGCGGCGGCGGCGGCGGACGUGGCCCCUAGGUUCGAGACCCAAGCGGUGCCAGGCGCGCGCGGGUUGUUCCUAUUUUAAAUGAAAUUUAAAAUGAAUUACACUCUCCGACACACAAGCCAAACUAAGCGAAAAUAGUCAAACCGUAGAGCCAAACGAAGAAAGAGCCAUCCGGCCGAUAGUCAAAGCAGCUCGUUCAAACGAAACAUUUUAAGUGUUUUUUCCUCCACUACGUACAGCAUACUUAAAAUAGAAUUUAACGAUAAACAAAAACCAAAAGAAAUAUUGAAAAUAUCACAACAGUAAGGACAUUAGAGCUGCCGCGAUUCGCUGACUUGUUUCCGAACUUCAUUUCAACACUGAACCUCUGACUGGCUUUAACGUAACCUUGUUUGAAACUGCUAAUAUCGGGUAACAAUAAAUUAAUUAAUUCGAAUUGGAACAGAUACACGAGAUACACGAGAAAGUCGUGAAAUCAUAUUACUUUGGCGUAAAUAAGGCCAUAGUCUUAUCCUCGAACUAUUUCUUCGCAAAUUAUCGAUACUAGCUACAAAUCAGAUGGCAAAGCAGCUCUAAUAGUAAUAAAACCAAGCAACAGUUCAACAUACUACAGUGUCUACUAAAAGUAAACCUACAAUAGCCAUACACUAACACUCGCAUCGAUUUUGUUUGGACCUUUCAUUUUUACGCAUUUUUUAGGCUCUCGUUCUUCGGAGAGCCGACGAUUCCGGGCCCGUUUUCAAAGUGCGCGAUUUGUUGAAAAAGGUUAAAACUAAUAACUAAUAAAUAAGUUGAAGUAUUGUUGUAAAUUUUAAGCAAAUUGAUACAAAAACUUUUAAGAAAAACGAAAACAAAAGAAAAAAAACGUAAAACUAUGAGAAAACACAGGGUGAUACUUUGAAAAAUUAUUAAAAUGCAUAAGCUAAAAAUUAAUAAGAGGAAAAACAAGAAAACGUAAAAAAAAUGGAUCUGAAGUAUGGCAUAGAUGUUGGUAAAUGUGUAUUUAACGUUUAGAAAUUACAUUUGUAUACUGUUUUCCAGGAUUCAUUGUUUUAAAAUUAAUAUCCAUUGAGUUUUGUCCGACCUCCUCUAUUUUAGGUGUAUAUACUUUAAGGGAUUUAUUCUGAAACAUUUUAAGUUUGACUGUUGCUUUUUACUCACACUCGAUUAUUGAAUAGAUACUGAAUAAAUAUUUAAAUACAAAAUAGCCAUUCAUGUUUUUUGCAAAUAUAAAUGUGCAUAAGAUAAGGAACCAAACACGUAGAAUCACUUACAACAUCGGUUAUGUAUGAGUGUGAAGUGGAAUGGAGAAGCGCGAUGCAAGGCAAAUUAUAGAAUUUAAUUAUAUAAAUAAAUUGCUAAAAUUAUUUAACCAACAAAUAAUUAUUGGAUAAACCCAAAUAAAUACUCGAAAGAACCUCGAUGAUUGCUUGGAGGGCAGAUAUUUAUACGGAAUACUUAAAUAUAACAUAAUGUGUGGCAUUUGCAUAGAAGAGUAAACUAAUUAAACCAAAAGAAGGCGACACAAAAGAAACAAGACAUUUUAAAAAUCGAAUUAAUAAAGAAUUUAUGAGAAUUAUAUGUACAUUAA
This is a messenger RNA of Drosophila kikkawai, 4142 nucleotides long. RefSeq lists its product as uncharacterized. Lineage: Eukaryota; Metazoa; Arthropoda; Insecta; Diptera; Drosophilidae. The record is from RefSeq and is a predicted model, not a curated record.